This is a messenger RNA of Plasmopara halstedii, 150 nucleotides long. RefSeq lists its product as uncharacterized. The transcript is spliced from 2 exons. Bases 1 to 150 code for a protein of 49 amino acids. NCBI's taxonomy places the organism in Eukaryota, Oomycota, Peronosporomycetes, Peronosporales, Peronosporaceae. The record is from RefSeq and is a predicted model, not a curated record.
AUGGAUACAGCUGAGAAUAUCGGAUUUCAUAAAAGUAGAAUCCGUGGGGCACGUCAGCUACCAUCCUCACUCACAAUUUCAAAGAUCAAAGGUAAAACUAUUACAUCGGAGGCUCUUGAUUUGGUGAGUGGCGAACAGGAUACUCUCUAA